AAUAAGUCACAGCUAUAAUCAAAGUGCGAUUCGUGACCUACUUUAGAAGUCGUGCUUCAGUCUUCGCCCAGGUGCGGCCGUGGUCAGGUGAAGGCGAGAUCUUCAAAUUGUACUCAUCCUUUGACGCCAAAGAACAACGAUGGUGUCCCUUCGCCUGGUUGCGCUCGUGGUGGUGCUGCAGACUGGUUAUAGUAUGGCAACAGUGUUUCCACGUCCAAGGAAAGAAGAAAAUGAUUCUGAAUACUGGCUCAAGUUGGGAAGAGAAGAAAUUGAGGAGGCACUGCUGAGACCUAAGCUUACUAAUGUCGCUAAAAAUGUCAUACUCUUUCUGGGAGAUGGUAUGGGCAUCACGGUUAAUACGGCUGGCCGCAUCUACAAGGGCCAAAAACAAGGGAACUCAGGAGAAGAAGGACACCUUGUCUGGGAGAAGUUCCCCAACCUUGGCCUUAUAAAGACUUACGACUUGGACAAGCAAGUGUCCGACAGCGCAUCCACAGCCACAGCAUUUCUUUGUGGAGUCAAGGCUAACUAUUAUACAGUUGGAGUUAAUGGUCACGUUAAGUUCUGUGACUGUCAGGCGUCUCUCCAAGAAGAAAACAGACUUACCAGCAUUAUACAAUGGGCUCAAGAGGCCAAAAAAGAUACAGGUUUUGUAACAACGACACAAGUCACCCAUGCAACCGUGGCAGGUGCAUAUGCGAAGUCAGCCAGCAGGAAAUGGCAAUGUGACAAAAAGAUGAAGAAAUUUGGCGAGGGUGCUGCUGCGUGCAAGGACAUCGCUCGGCAACUGGUUGAAGAUGUCCCUGGGAAGCACAUCAAGGUCGUGAUGGGAGGAGGACGCCAGGAAAUGGGAGCACCUAAGACAGACAUAACAGAGGAUAGUUGCAAGAGGUCUGACGGCAUGAAUUUAGUCGCAGACUGGAUUAAUCACAAGGAAGAAAAUGACAAGAGCUACGCCUAUGUUACAACUACUCAAGAAUUACAUUCUGUUGACACCAAUAACACUGAAUAUAUCCUAGGCUUGUUCGAUGAAAUUCAUUUGCCAUACGAGACUGACAGAGACACCAGUUUGGAUGGCUGUCCUCACAUCAAAGAAAUGGUUGAGGUUGCUGUUAACACACUCAAAAAGAGUGACAAUGGAUUCUUCCUUUUAGUUGAAGGAGGCAAGAUUGACAAAGGUUUACAUAUCACUUCACCGAAGAGAGCUCUUGAAGAAUUACUUGCAUUUGAGGAAGCGGUGGAACUGGCUCUGACAAUGGUGAACACGGAAGAAACUCUGGUCAUUGUCACGGCAGAUCACUCGCAUGUCAUGACCCUGAAUGGGUACCCAGUGAGGGGAAAUGACAUUCUAGGUGUUGUUACAGAAAGCGAAGAAAUAUCAGACGGUCUGCCAUUCACAACACUGACCUUUGCAAAUGGUCAUGGAUUCAAUUACUCCUUUAAUGGGAAUGAGGUUGUCAGACCAAACCUUACAGGUGUGGACACAACAGAUAAGGACUUCAUUUCCCUGGCUGCCAUGCCGACGUAUUAUGACUCGGAGACGCACGGUGGCGAGGAUGUGGCCGCUUUUGCAGUUGGACCAUGGGCUCACCUCUUCCACCGCGUUCACGAGCAGACCCACGUAGCACAUGUUAUGGCAUACGCCAGCUGCACUGGGCCUUACAAGGACUGCCAUCGUCAAGCAGAAAGGCCCUUCAAUGAAUACAAGAUUCUCGAAGACCGAGUGAAGAAACAUCCAAAAAGGGUUUCUUCUAGCGCUACAGGCCUCUUGAAUGGCAACAUUCUUAUAUUCGUGAUUUUUGUAGAAAUCCUUUUAUUCUGAAAAGUAGCAGGCGUUCACUAAGGGUUCAGAAGUACUGAUGUUGCGUGUCAAUGCUUUGUAUUUACACUAAUUGAGUCAAAGGUCUUCAUUCCAGGUCUAUUCAUAGCCCUCUGUGAUUCCACCCCAAGGGGCGCUAAAGGAUACAAUGUAGGCAGAGCAGGUUAAGGCGCAAGUCACAAUGUGCUCCUAACCAGCUUUAGCUGCAAGUCACAAUCAACAGGUUACAAACAAAAUUUGAUCUUCCUUAUACUGCAAUAGAAGCAUCACAAUAGGGUUGAUCAAAAUACUUCGCUAAGCUAUAAAAGCAAAACUCCACAAAGAAAUUUUAAAACUAUAUUGGGUGUAUGUUCUGAUGGAUGUAACAAGAUUUCAAUCUCACUUUUUCAAAGAGCAACCAAUCUUAAAUGUGGAUACUGCUUUUUACACUAUAUAAAAAGAGACUCAUUUAGUACUUCUGAAUGUUCAUUGUGAUGCAUUUUCAGAUACAAAAAUAUACUCUUCUCUACCUAAAUUACACUACAGGGUCGUGUGUUAUCCUCAAUAGCCAUGUUGUACCUACAAUACUCCUAGAAGUGCAGUCAGGCAACUGUGUCAGUGUUAACAAUGUUUCGCAGAUGGAUUUUAAAGAUGAAAUUAUGUGAGUCUAGGAGUAGGGGAAAGAUUGAUUUUGGUAUCUCACUACACAAUAAAGAACCACAAAACAACAACAGUAUUACAA
This is a messenger RNA of Macrobrachium nipponense, 2540 nucleotides long. RefSeq names its product alkaline phosphatase-like. The record is from RefSeq and is a predicted model, not a curated record. Gene Ontology annotation, biological process: dephosphorylation. Lineage: Eukaryota; Metazoa; Arthropoda; Malacostraca; Decapoda; Palaemonidae. Gene Ontology annotation, molecular function: alkaline phosphatase activity. The coding region runs from base 140 to 1822 and encodes 560 amino acids. The transcript is spliced from 12 exons.